This is a messenger RNA of Stegastes partitus (bicolor damselfish), 2925 nucleotides long. RefSeq names its product exocyst complex component 6B-like. Gene Ontology annotation, cellular component: membrane; exocyst. Lineage: Eukaryota; Metazoa; Chordata; Actinopteri; Pomacentridae. Gene Ontology annotation, biological process: exocytosis; Golgi to plasma membrane transport; intracellular protein transport. Bases 297 to 896 code for a protein of 199 amino acids. The transcript has 8 exons. The record is from RefSeq and is a predicted model, not a curated record.
UUUGUAACGGUGGUGAACCUCUGACGGUGUUUGUAACGGUGGUGAACCUCUGACGGUGUGUUUGUGCUGUCCAGCUGGUGCAGGUGAUCAUCAACACCACCCACCUGGAGCAGAGCUGCCACUUCCUGGAGGAGUUCAUAUCAAACAUCACCAACGUUCCUCCGGACACGGUGAACGCCACCAAGCUGUACGGGACCUCCACCUUCAAGGACGCCCGCCACGCCGCCGAAGCCGAGAUCUACACCAGCCUCAACGCCAAGAUCGACCAGUUCCUGCAGCUGGCCGACUACGAUUGGAUGGCAGCGGUGCAGGGGGGCGGAGCUCUGACGGCCAGCGACUACCUGGUCGACCUGAUCGCCUUCCUGAAGAGCACCUUCAGUGUCUUCACCAACCUGCCUGGAACCCCGGUAGAACACGCCACCUUACCGGGGAAGGUGGCCCAGACGGCCUGCAUGUCGGCCUGCAAGCACAUCUCCACCUCGCUGAUGCAGCUGCUGCUCGACCCGGAGGUCCGACAGAUCUCCAUGGGGGCGCUGCACCAGCUCAACGCCGACAUCCAGGAGUGUGAGAGUUUUGCCAGAGCCGGGCCGGUCGCAGGCUUCCAGGGUGACACGUUGCUUCUGGCCUUCAGUGACUUGAGACAAUUACUAGAUCUGUUCACCCAGUGGGACUGGUCCACCUACCUGGCUGACUACGGCCGACCCACCUGUAAAUACCUGAGAGUGAACCCUCACACUGCCCUGGCCCUGCUGGAGAAGUUGCUGAAGCCGAUGAGGGAGACGAGCAGGAAGAACAACGUCUUCGCCCAGUUCAGGAAGACGGACAGAGACCGGCAGAAGCUCAUCGACACCGUCAUCAAGCAGCUGCGGAACCUCAUCGCUCAGCACCACACCUGAGAAAGACGCCUGAUUGGUCAGCGAGCCUGAGGCCACCGCCCACUCCCAUCUGUUCAGCCACUAACCAACCAGAGGCUCCUCUACGCACCUUAACUCAACGAGCAGUCCAAACCUGAACACGAGCUCCAGCCGUGCAAUCUGAUUGGUUAUUUCAAAUUGACAUGCUGCCACCUGCAUCAGAACCCAGUGGAGCCCCCUACGGGUCAGGGUGACAAGCUUUGGUGAUGUUUCUUCCAAUGUGCUUCAGAACUCCCUCCACGAGGACCAGCUGGUGUGUUGGUCCCGUUCAGAGCAGUAAACUGGACCAACACGCCAACUGGCCCCACUGGGAGGAAACCACCAUCCCCAGCUUCUCACCGUGACCCUCACAGGCCUCCGUACAAACCUGACAUCAGCUCCUCCUGCUCGACUAACACUAACAGCCCAGUGUCACUUCUACACCUCUAAACGUGUUAAUCCGCUGCUGAAAAUAGUCCCCAGUGCAUCCAGUGAACUCCUGUCUAACGUUUGUGACAAUAAGCAGCUCGAAGUAAACCACAUAUAAACAUGACCAGUGGAGGCAAACGCUGUGUUCUGUUGGUUCUGGUCUGAAGUGUGUCACUAACCUCCUGCUUCACCUUGAACCCGUGUGAUCUGGUCUGGUCCUGGAGGUGUCUCCCCUGUGGAGAACAAGAAGGUAGAGCUCUGAAACACUGAUCCAGGAAGCUGCAGCAGUACCACAUGUUUCUACAUCUGCAUGGUUCCUUUUAGCUCCAACUGUGUACCAGAGUCUUAGUCAGUUUUCAGUAGGAACUCCUAUUUUUGUGCCAUUUUUCUUCCCGGGCCGGGCCGGGCCGGCCCAACCCAGCCCAGCCCUCUACGUCUUCCACGUCGCUGUCCGUCACUGUGGUGGAGCUACAGGAUGUAUGAAUGUACGUCACACUCGUCUUCUAAGCAGAACCUACCGGUGGCGGAUGAACAGAAUGUCGCUGCAGAAUCCUUUAUCUUCUAACCACGGGGGCCACGACAUGGCGACCCGGCUCACUAUACAACCUGCAAACACUUGAACGGGCCACACCUGGCGACCUCGGGUCACCACGGAGAGGGUUUGGGUGGAGGCUCCUCCCUCCUCCAUGAUCCGAGGCGUCACGUUGUCUGAGCGUUCUCUACUCGUUCUGUAGAGGUAACUGGGUCUUAAAGAGGGAAAACGCUCCAACCUGGCAGCCGCCGUGUCCAGGCUUCAGUGGGCCUGUUGAUCAGAGACUGAUCGUACUAAUGCUGAGCACACAUCCUGUCUUCCAUUAACACGAGCAGCGCUGUGUGUGUGUGUGUGUGUGUGCAGCUACAUGAGUUAACCGAAGCACAACUUCACUACUUUCACACUAACGGGGUCUUUCUGUUCUGAACCUGGGUGCAAUAACUAACAAAGUGUGUGUCUGUGGCUUUGUAAAGGGAUUCGGACCCACCGAGGGUCUGCAGGGGAAUGUUUUAGUUUUGUAUCCUUUGCUGCGUUUCAUUGGUUAGAAAGGGAUCAGGGCCGCUGUUGGAUGUGCCUUUGCUGUAUUUAGUUGUUUUUCCUGCCAACAGGGCAGCGACACUCUGCUGCUCAGCCUCUGGACGGAGUUUACUCAGUGACACACCAUCAGUGGUCCUGGAGCUCCAGGACUUUGGUCAUUCCACAACAAACAUCACCCAGAAUCUGUAUGGAGCGACCUUCUGGCUGUUUUCAAAGUGGUUUCAAACACUUACAUUGAGAAUUACCUAGAAUUAAAAUAUUUAAGAGAUUUAAAACACUUUACUCCCUAUCGUGUGCACAGCCCACCGACUACAACAGAACCUCUGACGAUGGGACCUGCAGAGCAACAUGAGUCCAGAGUCCAGCUGCAGAUUGUCGCUGCUCUUUGUUUAGUAUUUUUUAAAGCAGAUGUUGAGACAGAAGCGCUGUUCACGCUGUCAUAUUAAACCACUAAUGAAUGAAACGAAAUACUAAUAAAGUUCUGACGAAUGCCAACAGAUAAAUGUGGAAUAAAUGGAAAACUGCUGAUGCUGA